AUGCUGGAGUCUGUUGUUGAGCGGCUGCUCAGCCGCUACCUGGCGCCGUACGUGUUGGGCAUCAGCAAGGAGAAGCUGUCGGUGGCAGUGUGGAGCGGCAAUGUUGCGCUGUCAGAGUUGCACGUAAAGCCUGAGGUUUCAGACUUGUUAGGAAUUCCAUUCAAGGUCGUCUGGGGCCGCAUAGGAAAGAUAACUCUAAAGAUCCCCUGGGCCAGUCUGGGAUCGUCUCCCGUUAGUGUGGACAUUCAGGAUGUAUAUUUGCUGCUCGAGCCAAAACCCAUACCGCAGCUGGCAGAUGCGGAGCUCCAGCAAAAACUCCGCAGCGUCAAGAUGCAGCAGGUGGAGGCUUGCGAAGUGCAGUUACUGGAGGUGCGGCAGCAGCUGCAGCAACAGAUACAGCAGCAGCUGCAGCAGCAGGCAGGGAAGGACGCCGAAGGCGGCUUCUUCUUCCGUCUGGCCAAUAAGAUUCUUAGCACCUUGCAAGUUAGCAUUAAGGGCAUUCAUGUUGCCUUAAUAGACCGACAAAGGGGCUUUCGGGCGGGCGUUCUCCUGGAGCGCCUCUCUUUACACAGUACCGACUCUACCCGGACGAAACGUGACGAGCAGCAGCAGCAGCAGCAGGACUUCUACAAGACGUGUGAGCUGACUGGCCUCGCGGCCUACUGCGCACUGGACAGCAGCGGGGGCAGCAGCAGCGCUGCAGCAGAAACAGCAGACAUGCCAGAGUUGUUGCUGGAGGAGGAACCGGAGGUGGACGCGGAGCUGCAACUAGGCAGCGCUCCGGACUUCUCAGAAGGGCCACAGGUAGGGGCCUCCCCUGGGACCUCUUCAAGGGAGAGUGGUGAAGCAGAUGCGCAGACAGGAGUCUCCCCUGGGGCCUCUUCAAGAGCAGGCGGAGAGGCGGUCGCGCCGCCAGAAAGGGAGCUCGCUGUUAACACCGAACUGCACGAUGAGGAGCUCCAGGCCCCUUCACAAGCCACCUCAGCACCCCAGCUGCACGCGUGUUGGGAUGUGCUGCAGGACCAGCAUGGAGGAGAAGAAGACACAGCGAAGGCGGUGUACCCUGGCAACUUCCCCUUAGAAAGCCCCGUUGCUUCAGCGGCCCCUUCGAGGGAAGCGAGCCGCAGGUGGGAGCGGAAGGGAUCUGCUGCUGUUUCUGCCCCCACGCAGGCAGGGGCGCGUGCAGCAGCAGCUCGACCAGCACCAGCAGUAGGAGAAGCAGCAGCAGGGGGCAGGUCACCAAGGGUCCGAAGAGGGCGCAGCAGGUACAUCUUGAAGCCUCUUCAUGUGAGGCUGAGCAUUGCGCAUGCAGCAGCCCACCAGGAGUUUUCGGCGAGGCUGGAAGUGCUGCAGGGGAGCCAUGGAGCAGCUAUAGGAAAGUCUCAGCUCGCAGUGCUGCUGCAGCUGCUGCAUGAGGCUGGGGAGAGGCGGAAGCGCUGCGAGCGGCUGCUGCUGCGGGAGGCGCACACCGUGGCCUUAGCCCCUGAGGAUUUGGAGGUAAACGGACAAACGCAAAGGGAAUUCACUGCGCUGUACGGACGGCAGCUGCAGGCUGAGGAGGGGAUCAAGGGCGUGCAGCCUCUCACUGAGGCAGAGGAGAGGCGUCUACGGGUGUUGUAUGACGUUGUGGGCGUUCGCCAUCUGGCCAAGUGGAGGAGCAUCUGCAAGGAAGCAACAAAUCGCGUGAUGGCAGAGACGCAAAAAGUGCAGCAGCAGAGACUGCCCAAACCUCCGCCAAGAAGCUGGUGGCAGUGGGCUACGAGGACCGGCCUGCACCAGCAGCAGCAGGGGGAAGACGAGUCUCCUUUGAUAACUCAAGAAGACAUACAGCUCAUCAUGGACUCAGUGCAGGCGAGGCUCCCUAAAGACGAAACGUUGCAAGGAAUGGGACUGCCGUCGAGGUACCACUUGAGUUUCGACUUACUGCAGUUUCGGGUGUCCCUUGAGGACGAUUGUGAGGAAGGGCAAGGAGGCUAUGAAGAGGAAGAGGAGGAGUCAGAGAUGCCGCGGGAUGGACCCCCUGACCUCCCAGAGGACUUUCCAUUGCCCCCACAUGACGGGGCCGUGCGGCUCCCUCCAGGUUUGCCUGCUGAAGGAGGCCGAGGAGGGGCAGCAGCAGCAGCAGGAGAAGCAGGAGGAGCAGGAGCAGCAGUAGCAGCAGGAAAAGAACCAGGGGAGGAGGAGCUCUCUUUUUUGUCGCUGUCUCUUAGCGGCUUGCGCGCCUCCUUAGACUGCUGCAACCGCCAGGACUAUUCAGGAGAAGAUAACGCGGAGUGGGCCUUUUCUUUUUCCCUCGCAGACUUCACAGUGCGCCAGAAGCACCACACGCUCAUGCACUUUCGCAGCGAAGCAGAUACCAGCAGCAGUAGCAGCAGCAGCAGUAGCAGCAGCGGCAGCAGCGGCUUCGGUAGGACCCACGUGGGCCUGUUUGGGGACACAGGGAAGCUCAUCCAUCUGCCAUCUGCUAUAUUUCGUGCGGCCCCGACUUCUCUUGCAGCAGCUCAGUUCCUGCUGCAGCACCAGCUGACCCCGCGAGGCAACAUCCUUGGGGUGUCUGCGCACUUGGCGCCCCUUGUGGCCUCCGUGCGACCCGACAUUCUACAGACGAUCUUUGCCUUCUUCGUCUUCGAGACUCCUGAAGAUGUCAGGAGAAUGCAGAGCACAAGCUCUGUUACCUCCACCCAGGAGAAGUCGCGUGGAGGUGCUGCAGAAAACGACCCAGUAGCCGGAGACCCAGGUGCAGCAGCGCCAGGUGAAGAAGACCCCCAGCAGCUGCAGCGGGACCUGGGAGCGAUGCAUGCGCGAGAGCUGGUGGAGGGUUUGCGUGAAAAGGGAGAAACUGUGUACGCUGCUGCAGUGCAUCGGCUGCCGGGGUUGCUGCAGCUGGAGCUAAACAUUGCGGCGCCUAUCUUCCACCUGGACUCUCUCGCGGCAGGCAGUGUCUCUGUACACCUCGGGCGGCUGAGCUUGAAGACAGAGGGGCCUUGUCCGUACGAGGCGCUGCAGGCAGUGCUCGAGCUGAACGAGACUCGUCUCCUUUGCUCUCCCAAGGGGGGCAGGGAGGUGUCUCUCCUGCGGCCUAUCCCCAUUCGUGUGCAUCUGCAAGUUGAGGCAGCAAAGAACAUAACUUUAGAUAUGGAGUUUGAUGAUAUAUUCCUCGAGGCAACGCCAGAGGCAGUGGCCCUACUCCUUGCAGUCCCUGUUUCCCUCGCGAAGUCUGUGGCACAGCCAGCCCUGCCACCUGGUGCUGCAGCUGCUGCUGCUGCUGCUGCAUCUCGUGCAGCAUGGCCAGCAGCUGCUGCAGCGCAUGCUCCUACGGAUACACAUGGGCAAGCAACCCAACACCCGGAAACGCGGGCCGGAGGUGCAGCGGUAUCGGCCCUGGAGACGCUCAAGGGAAUCCCCGCGGCGCUGCGAACCACCCAGGAGCCCGGAGAUAGCAGCAGCAACAGCAGCAGCAAAGAAGACGGGGGCUUCGUGAUAGCGUCGACUUGGCGCUUCAGCCGUUGCGGCUUUAUCGUACACAGCAGCAGCAGCACGGAAGAGAAAGGGGUGCUGAGAGCGCAGCUGUCUGCUUUAGAGGUUACAGUGGGGGCGGACACUGGUGUGGGCUCCUGCACUGUCUCUGCAGCCCUUCGCGAUGUCUUUAUCUCGGAUCCAUCAACGGAAUCUCUUCUCUUCCAGUCCCUUAACAAACAGGCGGCCUGCACUUCUCCUGUCUCUCCUCAACCCUCUGCUUCUCUUGAACAUUAUAAGAGCGCUAUUUCGCAUGCAGAGACGCUGACGCAGCAGCUGGAUUCCUUUGAGGAUGCCUUAGAAGAACCGGGAGACGGCUGCGAAGACGAUACCGGAGACAGCCGCAAAGGGGACACUGCAGGAGCCCGCAGCCUCCGACUAUCUCUACGCUACGCGAGAGGAGGAGACCCAGAAACCGUCGUAUCGCUGGUUGUUCUCCCCGCAGAGGUGCACUGGAGACAGGAGUCUCUUCGCCGCGUUCUACAGACAGUCCAGGUGUACAGGCAGCAGUUGGACCACCAGCUGGCUACUGCAGCAGCCACCUUCACCCGACCCCCCUUCCUCUCCGAAUCUGCUUUUACUGCUCUCCAGGAUGCCCUCCAAGCAAUGCAGUGCUCCCUCAACGUAGGAGAUGCCAAGCCAGAGGCCAACUUUGCUUCCGUGCUCUCUUCCCUUACCAGCAGCAGUAGCAGCAGCAGCAGUAGCAGCAGCAGCAGCAGCAGCAGCAGCGAGAGCAACAGCGCGAAUGAUGGCGCCAACAGUGGAAACCGUUGGAUGCGUGCGGGCUUGGAUGUGGGAGGAGACAUGCCUCCUUUGGCUGCCUUUGGAGACGGCAGCGUGGAGCAACAGCAGCCGCUGAGUCCCGCGUCCAGCAGCAGUAGCAGCAGCGGGAGCAACGGGAAGAAGGGCCAUCUGCCUGUGUCAGUUUCUGUGGAUUUGACCGUUCAAGGAGCCGCAGUGUCGUUCUGGGAGGGCCGCUCUGUCUAUUGUAGAGUGGGGGUGAGAGAUGUCUGCGUCUCCCUGGCAUCUUACCCCAAUGGAGAUGCGCAGACAUUUCUUACUAUCCGACACGCAGCAGUCAUCCUCAACGACCGCUGCGUCUUAGCGCCCAGAGAAACCUACCAGCAACAGCAGCUGCAGGAGAACCAGCAGCAACAACCGCAACUGCAGCAAGAACAGCAGCAGCAGCACGAGGAGCAGCAGCGGGAGCCAAUGCUAGCUUCACUCAAAAUACGACAGUAUGGGGGGGGAGAACCUGGGACGGGCCGUCCUCUUCCGUUUUCAGUUUGUGUGUCGGGUCGAGUGAGUCAGUUGUGUCUGGUGUACAUACACCAGGACAUUCAGGCAUUUCUAGAUUACCUCAGAGAUGGAAUUUUCGAUUUGUUUAUUUCUAAGUCAUACGAGGCAGUGAAACAGGCAGCUACGGGCUCGCGUUCUCUCUUCGCACUUCACAUUGACUGCCCCCUCUUCAUUGUUCCGGAAAACAAAGCCGCAAUUCCAGCGCUGCAGCAGCAGCUGCGACGACAGCAGCAAGGGCAGCAAAAACAGCAGGAGCAGCGGCAGCAGAUCCAGCAGCCGCUCUCUCCUCGUCCCGACAGCGAAGCAGAGUCCGUUGCCUUGGCUGGCGCUUCAGGCAAAGUGGAGUUGAAAGGUCUCGGACGUUUUCUCGUGUUCAGUGCAGGCAUUUUGCGGGUCAGCAACGCCUACACUCCCCUAUCGUCUGUCUCCCUGCAGCAGAAAACUCUGGAGCAGCUCUCCAACAGAGAGAGAUCCGGGGGGGCCGUCCACGGGUGCCCAGUAGGUCUGGGGUCAACGAGCCACUACUCACCACCGGCUGCCCAGCAGGGGUCUUCAGGCGGAUGCAGAACAGCCGCCGAGCCAGGGGGAACCUCAGAAGCAGCAGCAGAAGGAGCGGGAAAAGUGGAGGACUGGGCCUUUGACUUAAAGCUGGAUUUCUCGGGAAUGCAGCUGGGUGCACGAGACGGUGAGGAGAGUUCUGUGGAAGGCCCUCGAGUCCGUGAGGAGAGGGCCUCUGUAGAGGGGAAGCUUUUAGAGACAGCCAGCGUAGGGGUGAGGCUGCAGUCUUCAGGCCGCAUCUCAGUGGCUGCCGAAACAUCCCCCUGGCUGUUGCAUCUCUCCAGGGAGCAGCUUACUCUCUGCCUGGACGUGCUGAAUGAGAACCUCACGGGGUCUGGGUACACAGACUCGCAGCCUGCUGUUGCUGCUGUUGCUGCUGCUGAGGGACACUGUAGCAGCAGUAGUAACAGCAGGGGAGACACGGGACAGGGAGGUCCGACUGAGAGUGGGGACAGCCCGCUACAGAUGCCCCUAAAGCAGGCUGACCUGCAGCUGCCUCUGUGUCUUGACUUGCAUCUGUGCAUUCCCAAGCUUCUGCUCGAGACGUCUAUGGGGCCUCACGCUCCCCUCGCGUUGAUGACUGUACACCGCAUUGCUGUCUUCGCCUCCGCCUCUACUUCAACUCAAACAGGAACGCAACUCCAGCUGAACGUCACAGGAGAUGUCUUCGCAGUAGACGACAUCAGACCCCAGACUUCUAACUACUACCGCAGACUCGCCCACUGCACAGGGGGGCCCCUGGAGGGGCCCCUAGGGGAACACCAUGGAGGGCCUCAAGGGGGCUCACCAGGGGGAAUCGUAGGAUCCGAGGGCGCUGGGGAAGGAGGCGAGGCGGGAGACGCUGAGUACUGCAGCAAGGGUGAGGUAGAAGAAGACGUUGAUUGCCUCCCUGCGGUGUCUAUGCACCUUGAAACGGGAGCCGAGAGGGGAGCUGUGGAGGUGGUGCUGAGGGAUGUGACUCUGUAUACCCUUGUCGUCGGCUUCGGGGACUUAGGCAAAUAUUUCUCCACCGCCUACGCGUGCAGUACCAUGAAGCUGUUUCCCAAGCCGCAGCCAGUUGUGAACGAGCAGCAGCAGCAGCAGCAGCAGCAGCAGCAGCCGCAAACCAGCCCCCGCCGCGACUCGCCCUCAGUACCCCGUACAGUUUCGAAGGCCUUUGAAGGGAGGGGAGUUGCAGGAACCCUCCGUACAGAGUUGCAGGCAUACGAGCGCAAAAGCAGCAGCACUAGUAGUGACAGCAGAAGCAGUAGAAACAGCACAACGAUAAGCGUCCGCAUCUGUAACGGGCAGUUUGUGGUGUACACGGAUAUCGGGAGCCCCACGGCACCGCUGAUAGUGUGGAGUGGAGACGUGAUCGUCUCUCUUCUCUCUGAGGGGGUCGUUAUGAGUCUUCAGAGGCUCGAGAUACAGCACAGCAAAGUGUCACGUCUCGAGGCAGCCCCUAGCGAAGGCGAACUUGCUGCCACCAGCAGCAGCAGCCGCAGCAGAAGCAUGUCUUCCAACUACUUGCGGGCCUCCUUGGCAAUGCUGGGGCACCAAAGAGCCGCAGAAGGGGGCAUCCAGCUCCGCCCCAAAGACGCACACCUCUCCGUCGCAGGCAGCAACAAACAGCAACAGGUAGAACUUGAGCAGCAGCGUGAGCAACGGCUGGCGCUGCCGCAACACCAGCAGCAGGAGGAUGAUAAGUACGGGGGAGAGAGUCUGCUUGUCGGGGAGUGGCCCGAGCCCAGCCGCCUCAUUCCCUCUAUGCUGACAGAAGGGGCGGUGCUGCUGUGCGAGGACUUGUCAGUGCAGGGGAAGGGCAUCUUCCUUGCUGCAGCAACAGAUCAGGAGCUGCAGCAGCAGCAGCAAGUUGAAACAGAAGAGGAAGAAAUGGAGAGUGAAAAUGAGGGAACAGACGUAGAAACACCCACCUCGUCAGCACCCAUAACAGGAGAAUCAAGAAUGGCGGCUGUGCAGCGGGCCUUCGCUGGAGCUGCUGCUGCAGCAACCGCUGCUGCAGCAGCUGCUGCAGCUGACGCCCCGCGAGCACUCACUACCAAGCAGCCGAAGGCCCUCAGCAGCUCAAUGGAGGCCUCGGGUGGAAUCCGAAGACCACAGAAGAUGAACAGAUUGACGACGAAAGUUCGAAUGCAACUGAUUGUGCCAAAGUUCUUCCUGCGCGUCAGCAGCAAUGACAUCGCUUUGCUGCUGAAUGCUGCGCGAGGCCUGAGCUCCGACGGCCCCACAGCAGCAGCAACAGAAGCGCAGAGCCCGACUACUCCCGCCCCCCAGCAACAAGAACAUGGGAGCCCUGCACACGAUCAGCAGCAACAGGAAGAGCAGGAGCAGGAGGGGCAGGCGACUGAAGUAGCGGUUAAGCAGGACGUUCGUGUCUCUGUGCAGCUAGCGGGUGUGGAUUUGCUGCUGCUUGAUGAUUUGCGUGCGUCAGUUGUUCCCCUGCUACAGAUGCAGGUUUCUGUGGGGCAGGUGAGGGGCCGAGUGUAUGGACAGCAUCUCGUGUUGUCUCUAACAGACAUGCGCUGCGGCUGCAGCUUCCUUAACGUGAAGAGCGGCACGUGGGAGCCGUUUAUUGAGCAGAUGGUGCUGACUCUGGUGUACAGACGCGACCUCAUCCUCGAACACAAGUUGCAGCUGCAGCAGCAGCAACGUUUGACAGGCAACAGCAGCGGCAGCAGUAGCAGCAGCAGCGGGGGCGGUGGCAGCGCAGCAGCAGCAGCAGCUGCCGCUGCUGCUCCAGAUCAGUGGACGAACUCUAAGGCAGCCCGGGCGCUGCUUAUCAGCAGUUAUUCUCCGUUUUUGUUGAAUUUCACUCCUCAGCUCUGUCGGCUACUGUCUUGGUUUGUUCCCUACUUACUGCAGCAUCUGCAGCAGGGGCCCUCAAAGGGGACAGUCUCCUCCGCUCCCUCGCGCACCGCGAGCCUUGCUGCUGCUGAGGGGCCUGGAGAAUCAGAUGCUGCGAAGAAAGGCAGACAAGCAGCUGCCGUAGCACCUUCGCCGCUCUCCAAAUCUGCUGUUGCUGCUGCAGCAAGGGGAUACGCUGCGGAUGCUGCUGCAGCUGUUGCUGCGGCGCAGCAGCAACAGGUUAGCGGGGCCCCCUUCCGCUACCUCAACCUAACUGGAGAGUUUCUGUAUGCGUUUACGCUUGUUUCCGAGCAGCCACAGCAGCCACAGCAGCAACAACAGCCGCAGCAGCAGCUGCAGCAACAGAAGCAGCAGCACAAGCAGCAGUCCCAGCAUCAGCCGCAGCCGCAGCAGCAACAGCACUCGGAGCAGCAGCAUCAGCAGCAACGGGAAGAAGCGGGGGAGACUGAGGAGAACGAAACCACUGGGGCCGUGAUGGUGCUGCAAGUUGGGGGCUCUACUUCUCUCCCACUGGAAGCCCUAAUGGAAGGCCAGACAGCAGAGUCUUCGAGGACAGCUGAAAGGAGACAGCGCGUUUUCUUCGCUGCUUGCGUCCCAGUUGCUGCAGUGCAGCAAGCAGCAGAAGUACUGCCCAAUGUACCACGAGCUGAAAUCCUCCGCAGCCUCCUUCUCACCCGAGAUGCUCAGCGGACGAUCGGCGAGUUUCUCGAUGCAGACCACAUAAUCCCUGCUGACGCUGCUACUGCGGCGAAGGAGCAGCAGCAGCAGCGACUUAUAAGCCGCUGCAUUGGGCCUUUUCCACAGGGAAUGCAGGCUGUGCUAGUUGAGGCGAUGAAAAGCCACAGCGUCUCUUUGCUGCUGCCUCAGUGUACCCAGGAGGAGCAAGAAGUGCCGCCGCCGCAGCAGCAACAGCAGCAACCGCAGCGAGAGCAGCCAGCGAACUGCGCGGGCAGUGAGCUCGCUGGAGGAGACGAGGAGCAGAAGCAAGUUGGCUGCUGCGCAUGCGCGGACCUAAGGAAGGAUCCCCACGCGAGUACAGCCGGCAGAGGAGAUAAGAGAAGGAACGGCGAGUUGGUGGCACAGGUGCUCAGCCCCCACCCGUCUUACAAGCUGCUGCUGCUGACAUCCACGGUGCUGCUGCACAACCGCAGCGGCUUGCCAUUAGAAGUCUGCUUCCUUGACAGCAGGAAGCGGCCGUUGCUGCUGCCUGCUGCAGCAGCAACUGCAGCACCCCUCAAAGUGCUGCAGGAGCAACCUGACGCGCAGCCAGGGUCCCCACAGUCCUUUCAGGAGGCCACCCUACUCGAUCCCCAACUCGCGACGAUCCCACAGUGGAUGCUAGACAGACAAGAACGCCAGCAGCAGCAGCGCAUGCAAGAGCACGCGUUGCAGCAGGAGCUCCUCUGGCAGCUGCAGCGCACAGCCAGCAGCAAACCCCGGAGAAGCAGCAGCAACAGCGCCUUCGGAUCCCCACACUUCCGCAGAAUCAACACCCAGGGGCGCUCCCCGGUAGCCUUCCAGCAGCCGCAAGAGCAGCAGCAGCAGCAACAGCAACAAACCAGCUACGCAUAUACUUUCCUACUACCAAAUCAGCAUUUCAUGUCUGUCCCACAAGACGCCAUUUUGGGGACUGGCUGGGUCUUCGUCUACUACCAAAUCAGCAUUUCAUCAUUUGCUGCUGAGAUGACGGAACAGCAGGAAGGCCAGGGUCCUCAAUCGCCCCCCGAGAUGGGGCCGUACAGCGGCUGGUCAGAGCCCAUAGACAGCCGCAGCAGGGCGACGGACUGCCAGUGUAUGCACUGCGCUUACUUGCCACCUGAGGAGCGGAGCUCUGCGGAACUUUCUGGAUCAGCAGCAGCAGCAGCAGCAGGGAGAGGAGGAGGUACUGCUGGAGUAGAAGACCACAAGACAGCACUGCCAGCGGAGCGGCUGCUGCGGACGCUGACGGUGUUCCCCGCGUUAACUCUGAUGAACGCAACUCUGACGGAGUUAGAUGUCUGCAUGUUGCCUGCUGCAGCAGCAGCAGCAGCAGCAGUUGCUGGUGCUGCAUCGAUGUCCGGGAUCCCAUUGAGGCGGCCUCCCGCUGCGUCUGCGCUGCAGCGGCUGCAGCAGCUGCAGCAGCAACCCGUGUUUGAGGGCACGCUGACGAGACAAUCUGUAUUUUAUGUUUAUGAAAUCCCACCCAGCAGACAGCUGUCUCUUUGGCUUCGAUUCGCAGUCCUAGAAAACGCCCGAUGGUCGCCGCCUCUCCGCAACUUCCUCUCUACAGAGGAGGGCCUGGUGUCUCGUGUGCUGCUACCGUCUGCAUCGUUGGCCCCUGUAGAGCUGGAGGUGCUGCAUGACGCAGCAGAAGUGUCCCCCUACGUUUCUAUUGUCUCCCCCAAGCAGCUGAUUGCUGUUGUCUCCGCCCCCCGCCUCUUCAUAGACAGAACUGGUCUUAACAUCAAACCCGUACACUCGGGUCGAUACUUCCCCGACUUUGGCGGCUACGCCCUCUUAGGAGACUCAGCCACACCGGAGUUGUCUUUGUUCAUGAUUCCCCGCGGCUCAACGCCGGUGGAGUGCUGCGCUGAUGUCCCUGCCCUCCACAGCUUCACCAAGGCAGAGCUCAGGGCCCCGAACUGCCUGUAUACGCUCUGCUUGAAGACAGACCAACUCGCCCUCGCACACACAGCAGGCGAGUUCGCAUCUACUUAA
This is a messenger RNA of Eimeria mitis, 10935 nucleotides long. RefSeq lists its product as uncharacterized. Lineage: Eukaryota; Apicomplexa; Conoidasida; Eucoccidiorida; Eimeriidae. The record is from RefSeq and is a predicted model, not a curated record.